CUAGGACAGAUCAGACCUAUUGCAACAAUGCCUGAAAUAAAUACUGAUAAGCUGGAUAAGGAACAGGUUCAACUUCUGUCAGAGAUGUGUAUUCUUAUUGAUGAAAAUGACAACAAGAUUGGAGCUGAUACCAAGAAGAACUGCCAUCUGAAUGAAAACAUUGACAAAGGAUUAUUGCAUCGAGCUUUCAGUGUCUUCUUAUUCAACAGUGAAAAUAAGCUUUUGGUGCACGAAAGGUCACUUGCUAAAAUUAGCUUUCCAGGUUGUUAUACCAAUUCUUGUUGUAGUCAUCCAUUAAAUUAUCCAGGAGAGAUUGAAGAAAAGAAUGCAUUGGGAGUAAAAAGAGCAGCUCAGAGGCGUCUACAAUCUGAAUUAGGAAUUCCCAUUGGAGAGAUUCUUCCAGAAGAUUUUACUUAUAUAACAAGAUUUUACUACAAGGCUCGUUCCGAUGAUAUAUGGGGAGAACAUGAAAUUGAUUACAUUUUGUUUGUGAAGAAGAAUGUAGCUUUGAAUCCAAAUCCCAAUGAGGUUAAAAGCUGCAAGUAUAUGUCAAAAGAAGAAGUAAAAGAGCUUCUGAAAAAGGCAGCCAGUGGUGAACUUGUGGUAACUCCUUGGUUUAAGAUUAUUACAGAUAAUUUUCUUUUCAAGUGGUGGGAUAGUAUAGAUAAUUUGAAGGAGUUUAUUGACCAUGAGGUUAUACACAGACUGUGAUGAGUGUGUAAUUAGUGAAAUACUGAAAUUUUUCUCUCUUUAGUAAACUUAAAAGUGCAUUUAAUUAUUUAAUGUUCUAAAACUAUUUUGUUCCCAUUUUAGAGACCUGUCAUUUGAAAAAUUGACACUUUUCAACCAAAUUGUGGAAAAAAUACAAACGUCUUUUGUAUCACAAACCAUUUAUAUACAGUGCAAUCUAUAAAAGGCACAUAUGAAUAGUUGUAGAAAAGAGCACAAAGUGUCUAAGCACAUAAUCAAGACAAAUUUGAACAGAUUAGUGAAGCUCUUUGUUGCUAUUAUGAGGAAAUAAACAUUUAUAGGACACUGAGAAUUUUGCCAUUUGCCAACUGGUUUACUAUCAUGAAAAUUUUAUAAAAGUCAAGGAAAAUAUUCAUUGGGCACUAUUUGCUUAUCAAAUAUUUAGAAUGUAACUUUGAAACAGUUCAGGGUCAGAGCAUUUGCCUUGCAUGGAGUCACACCUAAAAAUGCUCAGGAGU
Suncus etruscus (white-toothed pygmy shrew) is the source of this 1208-nucleotide messenger RNA. RefSeq names its product isopentenyl-diphosphate Delta-isomerase 1-like. Gene Ontology annotation, molecular function: isopentenyl-diphosphate delta-isomerase activity. NCBI's taxonomy places the organism in Eukaryota, Metazoa, Chordata, Mammalia, Eulipotyphla, Soricidae. The record is from RefSeq and is a predicted model, not a curated record. Gene Ontology annotation, biological process: isopentenyl diphosphate biosynthetic process; isoprenoid biosynthetic process. The transcript is spliced from 4 exons. Bases 28 to 711 code for a protein of 227 amino acids. Gene Ontology annotation, cellular component: cytoplasm.